CGGUUAACUUUCUGAUAAUCAACCCAGCAUCAUAAUCAUGCGCUCCUUUCACACUCAACACCGCCCCAUCAGCCCUGCUGUGUCGUUGCGCAUCAGCUACCAGCAGCCUGCCAGAUGCCAGAUGUUGCGGCUGCUGUCAGUUGUUAUCUCUUGUUGAAUCUUCCAGCGGCGGGUUGCGGAUUGAUUAUCUGGUCGACGUAGGUAGAUAUACCGGAGGGGUGUGCUUCAUACUAUACCAACCUAGGGCACACAGGGGAGAAAAAGAGGAAUGAGAGAGGAUUUUUAGACGCGGGUGAUAUCUGUAGCUCUACUGUCAUUUUCUCUUCUCGUCUCUUCUCUCUCUCUUUUUGAUCGCUCUCUCAUUCCUACCGUUGAUAUAUAAACCUAACUUAUCCAUCCUCUCCUUUCGACUUCCCUUCCUUUCUAUAUCCCUCUCACCCCAAUUGCAUUCUUAAUUAUUCUUCUUCGUCUCCUCUACCCUUUUUAUUUUGAGAAUACACCAUGUCAGACUCCGUCGACCGAGUAUUCGUCCAUGCUCUCAAUACCGUCAAGAGAAUCCCCCGAUCGGGGUCGGCCAGGCCACCCCUCCCCGAACGAUUGAGGUUAUAUGGCUUAUACAAGCAGAGCAUGGGUACUUAUCUCCCUCGCUCCUGUCCCCUAUAUUGUUCAGAGUUCGGAAAAAGGGCGAUGUGGAAGGGGUCAUGGAUCGGCCUGUCGAUGAUGAAACGGAUUUACAUGCCGAGAGAGAGAAAUGGGAUGCCUGGUACGCGCAGCGCCAUCUAUCACGCACCGAGGCAAAACGCCAAUACAUCACUGCUUUACUCGACACAAUGAACAAAUACGCCUCCUCAACGCCAGAAGCCCGCGAGCUCAUCUCCGAGCUUGAGUUUGUCUGGGAUCAGAUAAAGUCAAACUCGUCCUCCUCCCACUCAUCCGGUAGCCCCAUCCACACCUCCAACGUCUCACAGCCACAACGUCAACCAUCCCGUGUAGCAUCCCCCACCCCGCCCUCCCGAUCAAACUACGGCUCGCAAUAUGGAAGCAUUGGUGGCCGGAUAUCGCGUGGCGAAGCGGCGGCGGCAGAGGAAGGGAUGGAACGGCCGAUAUAUGCUGGGCGGGAUUCGAGAUUGAGAGUUCUUAGCCCUGUUAGUCAGCCGGAUGAUGAAGUGCCAGGGAGCGGCCGGCGGAAUUAUAAAGCAGGCGACGAACACGGCGCUGGACCGGAUGGGGACAGGCUGGAGGAAAAAGAAGACGAAGACGAGGAGGAUGACGAGGAUGAAGAGGAGUUUCAAGAAGCGCGGGAUAGCCCUUUUGAAGACGACGACGACAAUGAGAAUGACGAUGACGACGAAGAUGUGCGGUCGGAUAAUAAUAAUAAUCAUAAUCAUAAUAACGUUACCCAACAACAGCCCAGAGGAAGAAACCGAGACCGAGAUAAAGAUACCCCGAAACCCAAAGCCACCACUUAUAACCGCCGCUGGCGCCGGCGAGUCGAGCAGGCCAUGACGAAAAUGACAGCCGAACUCGCGGCGAUGAGAGAGCAGAUGGAGACGCGGGCGAUCAACAGCCGGCGCCGCUCGAGCCUGUGGGCGUGGAUCAAAUGGCUUGUGUGGGUUGUGGUGCGGCAGGUUUGCUGGGAUCUUGUGCUGUUUGGGUGUUUGCUUGUGUGGAUGCGGGUUGUGAGGGGGGAUAGGCGGUUGGAGGAGAAGGUGAGCGGGGUGGAGAUUUGGAAGGAGGUGAGGAGGAGAGUUGCGCUUGUUAUUGGGAGGGGGGAGAGAAGGGGGUUGGGGUUUAGAUUGGGAGGGUUUCCGUAGGUGGGGUCGUUCCUUAUUUUUUUUAAUUUUUUUUAAUUUUUUUUUGUUGUGGGUUGGGGAUGUGGUUUAUCUCCUGCUACUUCGCAAGGGGUAGGUUGGGAGAAGGUAUCCCUUCUUUUUCUUUUGUUCUUUCUCUCCUCUGUUUCAGCGUUUCUUUUCUUUUUUUUUUUUUUUUGAGGUGGGUGUAUACGCCCACUCUCCAUGCAGAAUACACAUAUACAUGCUUUGCUCCCGCGGCGUUCUGCUUGAUCUAUUGUCAUGAUAUUCAUCUAUACAUUUAUUUACAAUACGUGCAUACACAUUCUCUUCCAAUUAACUGUAUUAGUAGAUACAUAACAUAUAUCCGUGGCCAUCAAUCUCAGAAAUGAUCUUUUCCACGAAAGAGGGGAAAAG
Messenger RNA from Blastomyces gilchristii SLH14081, 2207 nucleotides. Its product is annotated as acyl CoA binding protein, variant. Gene Ontology annotation, molecular function: fatty-acyl-CoA binding. Lineage: Eukaryota; Fungi; Ascomycota; Eurotiomycetes; Onygenales; Ajellomycetaceae. Gene Ontology annotation, biological process: fatty acid metabolic process. The record is from RefSeq and is a predicted model, not a curated record. The coding region runs from base 702 to 1814 and encodes 370 amino acids. The transcript is spliced from 4 exons.